Molecule: messenger RNA, 1011 nt
Organism: Ophidiomyces ophidiicola
Lineage: Eukaryota; Fungi; Ascomycota; Eurotiomycetes; Onygenales; Onygenaceae
Exons: 5
Coding region: 1-1011 (336 amino acids)
Source: RefSeq, a predicted model, not a curated record
AUGGCCGCCGCUCAGGCUGAGAGCUCGCGGCAUACCCGCAUGCUCAGCUUCCACAGCAACAAGUCGGAAAAGAGCCAGGGCUCAAAGACCAAAGAGCAACUGGUCGAAACACACCGGGAAAAAGAAGCCAAUCGAAUGCACUCACAUGCGGAUCCGACUCGCGCGAUAAACGAACUCCAGCCAUCGGCGAUUGCGUUGGAGAAGUCGAAUUUGGAGUCGUUACGCUCGUUACAGCAUAAAGAUCGCUAUGGAAACGUUAUCACGGACCCGGACCUGUCUAAUCCGACGCGUCAUCGUCUCGAGCGCCCUCUGGAUACCAUCCGUGCCUUCGAGGCUGCAAUAGACGGAACAUAUGGCCGACGAAUGUCAUAUAUUAGAGAAGAUAGUGUCAAUGGCCAGAGCCGUCCCACCAGUUUCUUUGGAGACCCUCGAGGCAAUCUCACCUAUCCCUCUCAUGGCUACAAUGACCAGAACAGCUAUUACAACCAACGACAAUCAAGACAAGAGAGCUACGCCGACGGAUACGGCAACUAUGGCUACAAUCAGUAUGACCAGCAGCAACGUGGUCAACGCCAGAACCCACGGCAACAGAACGGCAAUGGCUACGCGCAAAACGGUCAAUACCAGUCCUAUGACAGCCCCUCCGGCUCGGGGAACCAAUCUAUGGACCAGUUAGCGCAGUCAACAGACCCUAGCUCCCUCAGCAGCUCCAGAGACGCCAUCCCACAGCAGCAGCAGAGAGGCGAUGCAUACGGCUUCAACGGAUUCGGCGCAAAUCCCCAGUUAGAUUACAACCAGCAACCGUUCCAGUCUUCAAGUAACGGAUCCUCGUCAUAUGCUGUCAAUGGAGUUCGGUCAAAUGGCGUCUACCCUGGUCAGAGUGGUGCCCCUACCGCUCCGCCUGCAGCCGCUACGAAGCCUCUUCCGUCAGACCCUUCACGGAAAAAUUCAUUCCUGAAGGGUUCAGGCGACAAGCGAAAGAGUUGGUUCAAGAGGUUUAGUCGGGGCUAA